Molecule: messenger RNA, 1734 nt
Organism: Cylindrotheca closterium
Lineage: Eukaryota; Bacillariophyta; Bacillariophyceae; Bacillariales; Bacillariaceae
Source: the annotation of a GenBank genome assembly
AUGGAGCAUUCGUACUCCGACGAACGUGGGGAACCUCAAGAGUACAUGGUACCAUUAAGUGAUGGAGGUGGGUGGCGUCCAAACUCCGAUUUGUCCCAGCAUUCAGGCUUUGGGCAUCAAGCACCAUCCAGGCAAGGUAUUCCCAUGCGCCCCACGAGAUCUGGCAGGAAUCAUCCUCUACCAUUGCAUAAUGGGAGACCACAACCGAUGGAAGUUGAACGAACAACGAAGUUUUUAGGAGCAAGCAGUUUUCAGCCGUCGUCAGCACGUUCCGAGUCUCAAUUUUCCAACGAGAAGCAGUCCUCCGAUUUUUCUCAGGACGGCGAAAUCGAGCCCAUUGUGCUAUGGAACAUCACUCUUCCAUUGGGCUUAUCAAGAAUUAUAAAGCAGCCGCCCAGUCUGUCCCAGGUAUCGGUGUUCAUAGUCCAAUUCGCUCCAUGCUUCUUGUGUUGCAGAAAUUCGGUGCACAGUGGAUCUACCGAUCGGGCAGUUCUGACCAGGUUGAAUUGGUUGUGCCUGAUUUUUGUGCUUAGCCAAAUUAUCGUGAUUUCACUCCUGGUGAUUUCCCUUGUUUUCCUUGACGACGCCCCCGGAAUCCUCGAUGAAUAUGACCCACAUUUCUGGAACCUCAAUGGGCCGGCGUUUGGGGUUCUAGCUGUGUCUAUCAUUCUCGUAAUGGUUUGCUUGGGAACGAUUCGAGUAUUGCAAAACGUUGAUUUGGUUGGCGCCAUUCGCUACUUAUGGGCUAUGUUGUGGCUUGUUCCGUUUGAAGUCUUCCUGAACAUCAGUCUUUUCGAUUACUUCAAUGUGACUUCCGUUUGGAUCCGCCACUGGUGGAUCCGACCUCAGCUAUCAUGGUUUCGUGGCUACUAUUGUCCUUUAGGAAAAGCCGACACACUUUGCGCGGUUCCGAUCAUGGGUGGGAAUGACUUUGAAAGUGAGGAAGACUGGUGCAUUUAUUUUCACAAUAGCACAACUUGCACACAGACGAGAGACAGCGCACAAUCUCAAAUGAUUGCAUCUAUGCUUGCGUAUUAUACCGUACUAGGUGCAUUGGGAUGUUUCUUGCUGUUCAUCAUGCUACUGAUGGUCAAUUCGCUCGAGCGUAUCAUUUCGAAACCUAUUGUUCAAAAGUCCCGAGAGACGAAUGUUCCAGCUUGGUUACUGUUACCAACACUUGGCAACGCAUUGGCGGGAUGGCUAUUUCUUUUCUCUCCAUCGUCGUUGCUGAGUUCAAGAUCUGGAGCAGGUGCUGAAAACUCUUGGAUUGGAUCUGUCUACUUGGUAACGGCGGCGCUCUUCUGCAUCGCAAUGCUGACGGGGUGGCUCUUGUCUUCGUUUUCGAUUCAAGACAAUCAUGACAAGAAGCGAAAGAGUAUUGCUGUGAUUGUUUUCAUCGUCGUUAUGGCCACAAACACGGUCCUCUUGGUGACGCUAUUUGUUGCUUCCAUCGUGUUGUCUGCUGCUUUGCUAGAGUCGCCCAUCGAUGAAGCUGAUAGAGGAGAAAUCGCAUGUUACAUUGAUUUGGGUGGGACUUGCACAGGUUGCGGGGACAGUGUUGGCGGGAAUCAGUGCCCAGAAUGGGGUCUAGACGAAGUCACAAGCAUUCUUCAAACGCAGCUAAAGCAAAGUGCGACGAUUGCAAUGAUUUGCUUCCUCUACUGCAUCAGUGUCCUACGUUUUGGUUUUGUGCUCCGAAAGCACUUAAGUUUGUACCAGAUUGAUUAUGUGUAA